This is a messenger RNA of Drosophila biarmipes, 1564 nucleotides long. Its product is annotated as dual specificity tyrosine-phosphorylation-regulated kinase 1A. The record is from RefSeq and is a predicted model, not a curated record. The transcript is spliced from 2 exons. Bases 605 to 1564 code for a protein of 319 amino acids. NCBI's taxonomy places the organism in Eukaryota, Metazoa, Arthropoda, Insecta, Diptera, Drosophilidae.
UUUACAUUUUUUUCACUUUUUUUGAAAAAUUAAAGUAUGAAAACCUUAAAGAUCUGAAAACCAACACAAUAUUAUGUAUAAUCUGAUGAAUAAGCUGCAGUGAGCGAGAAAGAGUGAGGGAGAAAGUGAGUGAAAGAGAGGGAGCGAGCCCAAAUACUUGGUUGUCAUGUGUGAAAUUCCUCGUGGCGUGACACGGGUUCGAAAGUCGUGCGUGAAGUAGUAAAAUAGUGCCGUGUUCGGGGAUCUCGAGGGGCCGCACUUCUUCCGCUCCUGCCUUUGGGAGCUCUUCUCCUGGGCCGGAAUUCUUCGAAUUUACGUUUGCUCAAUGUCAAAUCGAGCGUUCGACUUUCUGAAAUAAUCACCGCGCAUUGAUCGGGUAUUUUGGCCGCAAUUGACCAUGCGAUUUGGGGAAUUUCCGGACGAAAGCACGGCGUAAACAAUCCGAUCGCCGGCGGCGGACGACGCUGUGGCCCCCACGCAUGCAGCCAGUGGCGCCGCGGGGGCCCGCUGCACAUUGUGGUGGUGCACAGUGGUUCUGGUUGCGAUCAGCCUGACGACGCUCCUCCGGCCGGGCUCAGUUUCAGCCUCAGCCCUCGCGGUGCCCAUGCCGGGAUCGGGGACUCCCCGUCCACCCAUCAAGCAGCAGGAUCAGCUCAUUGACAGAUUGAAUCGAUUCAAGCCGGGUGAGCAGCUGGUGAAGAGCGGUGCCAAGUGUCUGAAAUGCCAGACAAGCAAUGCCCUAACCAAUUCAAUAUCGAAUGCAACUGGAAGCGCCGCCGAAAGUGAUAGUGUAUAUAGAGGUAGUGCAAUUUUGUGCAGUGUAAAUAGUGCAAAUAAUACGCGUAAGUUAAAUUUAAUUCUGAGCAAGUCGCAGCAGCAGCAGCAGCAGCAGCAUCCGCGGCGAGGAGAGCCACUCGCUGUUGGCACAAAUUUGCAAAAUAAAUUACCAGCAUCGAGUGCGGAUUGCCACUUAAGUCCAAGUGCCGAGACAAAUAUUCGUGCAACCACAGAUCCACCGCCAUCGCCGCGCUAUCCCUUCUGUCCGCCGUGUCCAUAUAGUCAUCCUCGUCGUCAUCGGCAUCGUCAUAGCCAGCAUCAUCAUCAUCAUUAUCGCCAUCGUGGUUGUCGUUGUCGUUGUCGUUGUCGCGACGCGUCGCAGUCUGCAUCCGCAUCGCCCGCGUCUAUGCUCUUGCCAUAUCAAAUUAAUCAACGUGCUACAUUGUUGCAGCAAUCUGCAGCAGCAACAGCAACAUCAACUACACAUGUGCCCGGGGCUGCAACAACAGCGCUGCGUGCCUCGCCUCGUAUUUAUAAACGCAAACGUGAUACGGUCCAAACAGCGACCACUGCAUCACCUUUGACCCCGCUGCAACAACAUCCCACAGUCGCAGCAGCAACAUCGGCAACAUUCAACACAACAACGACGCGAAGAUCGCGACUCGAGUUCAUACUCUACACGGAAGUAUAUGAGGUAGAGGAGGAUUCGAUUUCCCCCGGCGAUUCCCAUUUGAAAUCAUCGGACGCGGGCAGCAUCGAGUCCUUCUGGCACAAAUACGGUGAGUAG